This is a messenger RNA of Candidula unifasciata, 445 nucleotides long. The record is from the annotation of a GenBank genome assembly. Lineage: Eukaryota; Metazoa; Mollusca; Gastropoda; Stylommatophora; Geomitridae.
ACAUGCCGGAGACUCCUGCUCGGUGGGGUUGGAUGACGAAGAUAAUUGUCUCCCAUAUCAUCGUUGUGGUGGGCCUUAUAGCCAACUCCUUGACCUUCGCUGUGAUGAAGAAUCCACGACUUCGUUAUAAAUCCUACUCGCAUUAUCUGAGUGCUCUGGCAGUUUUUGACAGUUUGGUUCUAGUGUCACAAGAGAUACACAUGGUGGAGGAAAUCAUGUCGGUCCCUGGACUAUUUGACAGAUUUUCGGAUGAUGCUUGCAAGAUCUUCAUAUUUGCCGACGCAGUCUGUAACCUGAUGUCGUCAUGGUUGAUCGUUGCCAUGGCAAUGGAGCGGCUAUGUGUGGUGUAUAUGCCGUUUCGUCGAAACAUGUGGUGCCAACAGCGAGGAGCCGUCAUCAUUAUCUUCAGUCUGUUCUGUGUGAUGUCCUGCACUCAAGUGUUCAG